Megalopta genalis is the source of this 4617-nucleotide messenger RNA. RefSeq lists its product as uncharacterized. Lineage: Eukaryota; Metazoa; Arthropoda; Insecta; Hymenoptera; Halictidae. The record is from RefSeq and is a predicted model, not a curated record.
ACCACCCUCUAGAAAAAUCUCGAAAUAUUGCAACAGUUGUCCGAAACGAUUUUUUCUUCUUUUUAGAACAGUUUUGAAUAUGAAUUCGAUCGAUCGAACAGGGAAAAUCGGUUGAGAGGUUUGGGAUCGACAUGCUAGUGACGUUUGCGAAAUUGUAAUACCCUAAAUGAAUUCUACCUAGAUCGAACUGGAAAGUUCUUCUCUACGAACUUUUAGAUCAUUGUAAUGUGUUAAAUCAUUUAUUUUAGUUGAUUGAUAGUUUUACUGGCUAUAGAAAUCAUUCAAUGAGUUGACGAUCACCGAUGACCAUCGGGUAGGUUUCAGUUGAUAUGGAUUUCUAUCUAUUUCAACGGUUAUAGUAAACACGUUACAUGUCAAGUUCAAUAUUCUAUCAUCGUUUUCUCAAAAUGGCGUGGAUGAUAGUCUGUCAAAAUAUAUUUGUCUAUGAAUGUGUUGAAAACAGCACACCUUUUCAAUAUUAUAUCAUUAAAAACAAGUAAUUAACUGUUUACGAGUCAGAAUUUCUCUUUGACAUUUGUCAUACACGUGCUAUAUUGCAACUGUUUUAAUAUCACGAAACAUAUUUCUUACUGAAAACUCAAUUUCGACAUUAAUGGUUCUAGUCGUAAAAAUGUCUUGCUUCUGUAAGGUUUUUCCUACAAAGAAUUUCUUUCUAGUGUAAUCUUUAAUAAAUUUCCAUUUCUAAGAAGCCCAUAAAAUUACAAUCAACGUUUCAGAAGUGAUUUAAAAAUAUGCUAAUCGAAGCAGGCGAUCCUAAACUCUCGAAGAUCAGCAUGCAGAAUAAUGUUGAGUAAAGUAUGCUCUUUUUUUGAAAAUGAAGUGAAACGUGUUCAAAUGGCCCCCGGUGAUGGAAUUUUUACUGACCAGUUAUCAAGGAUCCUGGACACGAGUUUUUCGAAGGUUGGCCCGGCCGUUUCCCACGUGCAAGGUGUUUGCACAUACAUGCUCCUCGAGUUCCUGUUCGUCGCUAGUGUGGCUCGCGUGAGCCAAGAUUCUCAGUGAAAAUGAUCGGUGUAGUGGUUCUCGGCCAAGAACGACGGGCUCGAGGAGAAAAUCGAAACUCGCGUGGCGGUCUCGUGCCCGAGGAAAAUCCGUUAUUUUUUCCAUCGCGCCCAUUGACACCUGGACACCCGUCCGUGGACGCACGUGUCCAUUUCUUUAGUCGACCAUUGUUCGUUGUGUCGUCAUCGGUACCGAAACGGAGUCCGAUUCUUUUUCUGCUUCCCUCGGGGAGAAAGAUACGCUCUUCGAGGCAACAUGAAGUCGACGUUCAUCAUACUGGCAGCGCUCUGCGUGGCUCUGGUCAGCUCGCAUCCGCUUGAACAAGAUCGCCUUCGGUCCGAGGCACUCGAUCGGCUGAUGAUCGUCGAAGCCGACAACGAGGCCGCACUAAGGAGCAAAAGGACGAUCGGUAUCCUGCGGGAACUCUUCCCCGAAAUCUCUCAGGACGUAAACCCGGAGGCGGAGGACAGGGCGAACGAGGUGGCAGCAGAGUCGCAGAACAAUGAGGUCAAAGUGCAAUUCGCGGACGAACAGCCUAGCGACACGGCGCCGUUGACACCGCUGGACGAGGUGGAAACUGAAGACGACGAGAACAGGAACAAGAGAUUCCUGAACUUCGGGUUCGGCGGGUCCGGCAGUUCCGGCAGCGGAGCCGGCUCCGGCAACUUCCUCUUCGACAUAAUCAGGCAAGCGGCCGACGGGGCGGCAAGAGCGGCGGGCACGGUGUACCGCGUGGUGGCAGGUACGCAGAGCCUAGGGCUCGGCUUAAGCGCCUCCCGGGACUUGGGCCCGGCUCCCCAAGAUGCCGCCCCUGCUGCCGCUCCAGCUGGUUCCUCGGCCACCACGGGAUCCUCGAGCAACAACGCGUCAGCAGCCGGCAACCUACCACCGCUGGUGGCCGGAAGCGGAAGCGCAGCCAGCGGCGGCGGAACUGUGGCCGGAAAAGUUGAAGACGCGCCCGAAGCGGUCCCAGGACCAGUCACCAGGCUCUUCGUCAUCGCCAACAGGGGGAUAUCGAACCUCAUUCAGGAUCUCAUCCUCCGCCUGGCAGCAACGAGCGAGCGUAUCGUCAACUUCAAGGCGAGACUGAUCACCUCGAUCAUCUAGAACUCGGUGCGGAAGGACUAGGGUGAGGAAGUGCAAAACAAGAUUCAAGAUGGCCUGCUGUGGUGGGGCCACGUGGGAGCCAUAAACCGAGCCGUGAUCGUCGCAGGAACCACGGGUACGACGUUGGCAACGUGACUGACAUAAUCAGCGUGCUGCCCCCUUGUCCCCGAGGUCCUAAGUGUCUCGUCGAUGGUCGACUCGUCAUCGUGAUGCGAAACCUCGCGACUUCAAGUUCGAUAUCACGCAAGACCGCGACCCUGUCCUCUCUCGUUCUCUCCCUUCCUCCUCAACCUCUCCUCCUUCUAUGUCGUCCUUCACCUUUUAGUCGUCCUCCAACGUGAAACUUUCUUCAUCUUUCUUCUUCCGCACUCCACCCUUUCUCUCACUCUAUCCUCGUGGUCCCUAGUUCUUCACAAUUAUACAUAUAGCGUUUAAAUAAGCUCUGAGAUUCGACGACCGCCGCAAGAAUUCUCGCGCGAUUGCGUCCUGUAAUGUGCGUUCAGACUGUCGACACACAUUGUCAAUGAUUCAAGGAUUUAACAUUGUUCCUCGGACAAUAUACAGGAUGCUUCACGUAACGACCCUCUUUAGUUUCUUUUGUAAAUUAUCGCUUCUUAAUGUAUGCAAUUUGUAAUUUGCAAAUGGCAUUUUUCAACGUUUCGCUCGGAAUCGUCCUUGAUUUUUUUUCUUUCUAUUAGAUGACCUAUUAUAGGUGUGACACCCUGUAUAUUGUCAGUGUAAACGAUAUAUUUUCAAGUCAAACAGAAUUUUGAAUUUAAGGAAAAAAAAUGACAAAUAUUUUUUAUUCAAACAAGUGGCUUCGAGCAUGUGGCAACCGCGACUGUUCUUGACGAAACGCAUUCUAGUAAUCCAAUUUUUUCGCGUCUUACCAGGAAUUGAUAAAUUUGGAUCUUCUUGCAUACUUUUGUUUACAGCAGCAAUAUUCGCUUCAGUACGCACAUUCCGACGUCGUGCUGGUGUUGUUGCAUCAUGCAGAGAGAAUGUGAUACGAAAUCUAACCACAGUUCGACGGAUGGUUUGCUCUACGACCGGUUUUCAAAGCAAAUUCGGAUAAUACUUGACCCAUCCUGAAGCGUGAAUCUAUUCAUGACUAUUCUCCAGACUAAACUGAACAUAAAUAUCGCCAAGAGCGAUCAGAAGGACAACUCGAAGCUAAAAAUUAACGAUUAUGGGCAAAAUUGUCAGAUAAGAACACAAUUACUGUUGAAAGGAUACAUGUUACUGUAAGCAAGAGAUUUUCCUCAAGGUCACAAUUCUCAUCAUUUUUCAAUUAUUUCUCACUUAUAUUGUUGUCUGAAUACGUCGAAUCUAUUCUGCAAAUGUUUACCAAUGUUGUAUAUGUACCGUGAUGUAUUGUAAUAUGUAUCGAUUGUUUUUACACGCAAUGGUGAGCGAUGGAACAUCGAAAAUGUAUGUUGUUGGUCUGAACGUUGCUGAACGGAAAGUUAGGAUAAACGCAGGUCGCAUCCUGUUUUGUCGGUGCUGAAAUUCGUCGGAUCGCGUCAAGCCAAGAAGAAACUCGAGCGGACUUGUACAUAGCUACUCCCGGAACGCAACAGUGCCAAGCAUUGAUUGUUUCAACCCCCUUCCUUGUAUUAGCAGCUCUGCCUCCUUGUCUGUUGCUUCUAUAAGGGUUGCUAAGAGCGCCGACUGCGGUGCACUCGGAAAUUUCGACGAAUCCUGACAUUCUGGAAGCGUGAAUCGGAAAUCUGCGACCAAUUGUGAGUACCGGAAGCGUGAAUCGGAUGUUUGCGACAACUCUUAACGCUGAAACUAGAUUAGAGAAUCCAUUGUCCUGGAACUGUUGCAAAUGCACGUCGACUCAUAUAUUUGCUUGCUGAAAUCUAUUUAGUUAUCUGAGUGAAAUUGCAAAUUUUAUUUGAACAGAUUGUGAAACUUCGUAAAAGAACAUAAAUUGCAGAGUUAAAUUUUGUUAAAAUAAUUACUUGUUUCGUUUGUUUAAAUCCUGCGGAUAUUAAUGAAAUUCGAAUAUUUUGUAAUCCUUUGCAAAGGAUAUUUGCAAAAUAUAUUGUGACAAUAAUUAAUUUUCAAAGCUGAAGAAAGUUAAUUACAGCUAGAUAUUGAGUCGAGUGAAGUUACACGAAUUGGCAAACAGUUGUCACACAGGAAUUUUCAUUUUCUAUUGUGUAAUACUUCAAAAGAUGUGAACAAACAUGUAAGUCAAAAUUAUCGAACAAAUUGUUUGUCAAGUCUAGCGUUAAGGGUCGUACUAAAGACCCAGAAAUUUUGGUGUGUCAUUAAUUGUUCAUCGUACUCGACUCGAGUCGAGAACGAGCCCAUUCUCUUUUCGAUUUUUCCCUGUUCAGGAAAGCGCGAUAAGAGAACAUACUCGUUCGGCACAGGUGCGUUCGUUGAUCCUCGAAUUGAACGCAUAAUCUAUCGAACAUAAAUCGUCCCUGUUAUUUUGUAGUGUAAAUAAAUAAAUCUUAUUGUCAUAAAACGGAA